AUGUAUUUCUUUUUAAUAGAAUAUAAUGAAUUUACUGGUGAAUGUUAUUGUUUAUCAACAUUUAAUAAUCAAUAUCGUUUAAUAACACCGAAUCAUAAAUGUACAGAAAUAAUAUUCAAUAAUGAUAAUUUAAGAGAAAAUUCUACUACAAUAUAUCGAACUGGUUUUAUUGAGUUUGGAAAUCAUCUUGAAAAACAUCGUCAACCACAAAAUAGUAAUCAAACAACUAUUGUUUUCUUUCUAACAGUUGGUGGUCGAAAAAAUCUUCGACAAAUCAAACGAUUAUUACGAGCUAUUUAUGUACGACAGCAUUAUUAUUUAAUACAUGUUGAUAGUGUAUGUAUUUAUAGAAAAAAAAAAUUUGUUUCUUUUUUUUUAUCAUAUAAAAAUACAAUUAAUUUUGUGUUAGCACAGCGUGAAGAUUAUUUAUAUCAAGAAUUAUUAUUAUUAUCAAAAAGAAUUUCAAAUAUUCAUUUAACGAAUAAACGUUAUCCAACAACAUGGGGUGCAUCAACAUUAUUAACUGCACAUUUAGAAGCAUUUAAACAAAUCUUUGAUGAAUUAAAAUGGAAUUUUUCUUUUGUACUUAAUUUAAGUGAAACUGAUUUUCCAUUAAAACCUAUACAAGUUUUGACAACUUUUCUAUCAAUGUAUACAUCAUAUAAUUUUCUUCGUUCACAUAGUCGAGAACCAUAUAAAUUUAUUAAAUCUCAAGGACUUUUUCAUACAUUUAUUCAUUGUAAUGAUUAUAUGUAUCGAAUUGGACCAAGAUCGUUAAUUGAAAAUAUUAUUUAUGAUGGUGGAUCUGAUUGGUAUAUAUUAAAUCGUGAAUUUGUAUAUUAUAUAACAUACGGUGAUGAUGAACUUGUAAAUGGUCUUCGACAUACAUUCAAUUAUUCGUUAUUACCUUGCGAGAGUUUCUUUCAUACUCUAUUAAGUAAUAGUAUCUAUUGUGAUACAUAUAUUCGAAAUAAUUUACGUCUUGUACAUUGGAAUCGAGAACGUGGAUGUAAAUGUCAACAUAAAAAUGUUGUAGAUUGGUGUGGUUGUUCACCAAUUAUUUAUAGAAAUAUUGAUAAAACAACAUUGAAUUUAAAAUCCUAUAUGGAUGACGUUCAUUCUCGAACUGUAUUCGAUCUUGUUCAACAUUUUGAAGCUGAACAUGCUGAUAUAUCAUCAAAAGCAAUAAAACGUUAUCGAUCAAAUCUUGAACUUUACUCAAUGUUUCUUUAUGCACUUCGUGGUUAUGCUGAUCGUUAUCCACUUGACGUUAUUCAUUUAAAUGGUUUACAAAUAUUAAAAUAUUUAUAUGAAAAACGAAAAGAAAAUAUACCAUUUGUAAGAUUUCUUGGAAAAAUUCUUCUAUUACUUAGUCGAGAUCAACAAACACAUGAUGCAUUCUAUGCCGUUGGUUGGGUAAGAAUUCUUCAUGAUAUGGCAUUGGAUAAAAAUAAUAUUAUUUAUUCUUUAUUGGCUUCAACUAUUUUAGCAAAUCUUGAUCGUGCAAUACAUGACAAUACGUCAAUAAAUGAAGAAAAAAUGUCUCUUAAUAAAAACAUGAAAACGUUACAUUUACCAUCAGAAAUUAGUAAUCGUGAAUUAAUUGAAGCGGAACAAAAAGCAGAAGAAAAAAAAGAAACACUACAUGCAAAUCAAUCACUAUCAAAACAAAGUAAUAUUGUCAAUAAAAUUCUACGUCGUAUAUGGUAUACAAGACCAGUUUCUGAUGAAGAUGAUCUAGACGAUGAAAAUCAUAAUAAUAAAACUAUUGAUGAUCAUAUUGAAAAGAAAAUUGUUGUACCAGAUAUUGAUACAAGUCAUUCAAUACAUACAGAUAAUCAAAAAAUCUAUAAAAAUAAUAUAAAAAUAAAAGAACAAUCGAUAUCAACGUCUAUUCCAUCUUGGAUUAAUGAUCAAGUAUAUGGUGAUAAAGUUAUUCUAUUCAGUCCAACAAUGUAUAAUAUUCAACAAAUGGAUCCUAAUGUACGUUGGCAUCAAGAACCAAUUGUUGAUAUUAUUUUUCUUCAUGGUUUAGCUGGUUCAGCUUUUAAAACAUGGCGACAAGAAUCGGCACAUGCAGAAAUUGAACAACUACCAGAAAGUAAAAAAUUACCAAUAACAGAUGAAGUUUCUGAAGAAGAAAAUGAUGAAAUAUUAGACGUUGGUGAAGAAACAAAUUGGAAUAAAUCAAAAAUUGAUUUAUCUCCUCCUGUUCAAAUAUUUAAUGAAAAUCAACCAUCAUUAUGUUGGCCAAAAGAUUGGUUAAGUAAAGAUAUUUCAACAUCACAUAUACGUAUGUUAGCCAUUGAUUAUGAAUCAAUUGUUUCGGAAUGGCAACUUCGUUCCUUACCAAGAAAUAUUAUGCGACGAUCAAUGUAUGAUCGAGCUAAAGAAAUUGCUGAACAAUUAAAACAAGCUGGAGUUGGAAAACGACCAAUUAUAUGGAUUACACAUUCAAUGGGUGGUUUAUUAACAAAAUAUAUUUUAACAAAUGAAGAAAAUAAAGAUAUAACAUCAAAUACUCGUGCUUGUGUUUUCUUUUCAGUACCACAUUUUGGUGCUGAAUUAGCAUCGUUUGGUAUUCGUCAUGCAUUUAUUGUUCGACCAACAGUUGAAAUUGAAGAAUUACAACCGAAUAGUAAAAAUCUUCUUAAUUUACAUGAAAAAUUUCUUGAAAUACUUAAAACAUAUGAUAAUAUAAAAAUUUUAAGUUUUGCUGAAAAUGAAAAAACAACAUUUUCAUUACGUUAUCAAACUGUUGUUGUACCAUCUGAAAGUUCACAAAUAAAUAUUGGAAAAUUUUUUAUAUUAAAUAAAAAUCAUAUUUAUAUAUGUAAACCAAAUUCUAAAAAUACUCUUGAAUAUCAAGAAUUACUCGAUCUUAUACAAACAAUUUAUUAUCAACAUAAAAAUGAACUUAAAACGGAACAAAUUAAAAUAUUUGGAUCAUCAUCAAUUUAUUUUACUGAAUUAACAUUUUGGUUAUCAAAUAUUGGUUUUAAUUGGUUUCUAUAUAAAAGUAAACAUUUAUCAAAAUUUUCAAUUGAAAAACGUUUAACAUAUUCAUUAUUUCUUUCAACAAUUUUUAAUUUUGGUACAGUUAUGAUUGUUAAUAAUAUAAGUCAUUUUUUUGGUCGAAUUGAAUUAUUAAGACUUAUAUCUAGUUUAACAUUAUCGAGUUGUUUACUAUCGAUUGGUUAUUUUUAUCUCGACGAUAUUAAUAAGAAUAAUAAUAUUAAAUAA
This is a messenger RNA of Rotaria sp. Silwood2, 3243 nucleotides long. NCBI's taxonomy places the organism in Eukaryota, Metazoa, Rotifera, Eurotatoria, Philodinida, Philodinidae. The record is from the annotation of a GenBank genome assembly.